Messenger RNA from Gavialis gangeticus (Gharial), 3976 nucleotides. RefSeq names its product diphosphoinositol pentakisphosphate kinase 1 (gene PPIP5K1). The record is from RefSeq and is a predicted model, not a curated record. The transcript is spliced from 20 exons. Gene Ontology annotation, cellular component: cytosol. Lineage: Eukaryota; Metazoa; Chordata; Crocodylia; Gavialidae. Gene Ontology annotation, biological process: inositol phosphate biosynthetic process; inositol metabolic process. Gene Ontology annotation, molecular function: 5-diphosphoinositol pentakisphosphate 1-kinase activity; inositol hexakisphosphate kinase activity; diphosphoinositol pentakisphosphate kinase activity. The coding region runs from base 31 to 2871 and encodes 946 amino acids.
UAUCCUGAUGGUUGCCUAUUCUGCCCCAGGAUGGAGCUGCGCUGUGUGAUCGCGGUUAUACGGCAUGGGGACCGCACGCCCAAACAGAAGAUGAAGAUGGAGGUCAAGCAUCCCAGGUUCUUUGAGCUGUUUGAGAAGUACGAUGGCUACAAGACGGGGAAGCUGAAGCUGAAGAGACCAGAGCAGCUGCAGGAAGUGCUGGACAUUGCACGCCUGCUCGUGGUGGAGCUGGGGACACAGAAUGAUGGCGAGAUGGAGGAAAGGAAAUCCAAACUGGAGCAACUGAAAAGUGUCCUUGAGAUGUAUGGACACUUCUCCGGAAUCAACCGCAAGGUGCAGCUGACCUACCUGCCCCACGGGCACCCGAAAGCUUCCAGUGAGGAUGAAGAGGCCCGCAAGGAGGCUGCCCCAUCACUGCUGCUGGUGCUGAAGUGGGGGGGAGAGCUGACCCCAGCAGGACGUGUCCAGGCGGAGGAGCUGGGCCGGGCCUUCCGCUGCAUGUACCCUGGUGGCCAAGGGGACUAUGCCGGCUUCCCAGGCUGCGGCCUGCUGCGACUGCACAGCACCUACCGCCAUGACCUCAAGAUCUAUGCUUCGGACGAGGGCCGUGUGCAGAUGACGGCAGCAGCUUUUGCCAAGGGGCUGCUGGCACUAGAGGGGGAGCUGACGCCCAUCCUAGUACAGAUGGUGAAGAGUGCCAACAUGAAUGGGCUGCUGGACAGCGACAGUGACUCCCUUAGCAGCUGUCAGCACCGUGUGAAGGCCCGACUACACGAGAUCAUGCAGAAGGACACCACGUUCGGUGAUGAGGACUAUGAGAAGCUGGCGCCUACAGGCAGUGUCUCGCUGACGAACUCUAUGGCAUUCAUUCAGAACCCCGUGGAGGUCUGCAACCAGGUCUUUGCCCUGAUUGAGAACCUCACCACCCAGAUACAGAAACGGUUGGAGGAUCCCAAAUCUGCAGACCUGCAACUGUACCACAGCGAGACGCUGGAGCUGAUGCUGCAGCGCUGGAGCAAGCUGGAGCGGGACUUCCGCAUGAAGAGCGGGCGCUACGAUAUCAGCAAGAUCCCCGAUAUCUAUGAUUGCAUCAAAUAUGAUGUGCAGCACAACAGCACCUUGCAGCUGGAGGGCACGGCCGAGCUUUUCAAGCUUUCCAAGGCCCUGGCGGACGUGAUCAUCCCCCAGGAGUACGGAAUCAGCAGGGAGGAGAAGCUGGAGAUUGCCAUCGGCUUCUGUCUCCCCCUUGUCAAGAAGAUCCAGCUGGACCUACAAAGGACCCAUGAGGACGAGUCUGUCAACAAGCUGCACCCGCUGUAUUCCCGAGGGGUGCUGUCGCCUGGCCGCCAUGUCCGGACACGCUUGUACUUCACCAGCGAGAGCCACGUCCACUCCCUGCUCAGCAUCUUCCGCUAUGGUGGGCUCCUGGAUGAGAACAAAGACCAGCAAUGGAAGAGAGCCAUGGACUACCUGAGUGCCGUCUCAGAGCUCAACUACAUGACCCAGAUCGUGAUCAUGCUCUACGAGGACAACAACAAGGACCCAUCCUCAGAGGAGCGAUUUCACGUGGAGCUGCAUUUCAGCCCUGGGGUGAAAGGCUGUGAGGAGGAUGGAAAUGUCCCUACAGGGUUUGGCUUUCGCCCUGCAUCAGCAGAGAACGAAGAGAAGAAGCCGGACCAGGGCAGCAUGGAGGAUCUCUCCAAGGUGAAGAACAUCACUGAGACGGACCGAGUGCAGCUGAGGUCGCCGCUGCCCUCCGAGAUGAUCAGCGUCCAGCGGAGGUCACCCCUCAUCCGGAACCGCAAAACAGGGUCCAUGGAGGUGCUGUCUGAGUCCUCCUCCAAGUCGGGUGGGUAUCGCCUCUUCAGCACCUACUCCAGGCAGGCAUCUGAAAUGAAGCAAAGCGGCCUAGGGUCGCAGUGCACCGGGCUGUUCAGCACCACUGUGCUGGGAGGCUCCUCCAGUGCCCCCAACCUCCAGGACUACGCACGCAGCCACGGCAAGAAGUUUGCCACCAGCCUGACCUACAAAGACGAGCUCUUGUCUAUGCCAGCCGUAAAACGAUUUUCUGUGUCGUUUGCAAAGCAUCCGACUAAUGGUUUCGAAGGCUGCUCCAUGGUCCCCACCAUCUACCCACUGGAGACGCUGCACAACUCCCUCUCGCUGCGACAGGUCAACGCGUUCCUGACGGCACUGUGCCGCAGCUGCAGUGUCUCGCAUGCCCGCUCGUCUUCAGCCCUUUUCGACUCCAUGAUGGGGACCCCGGCGCCUGGGGACCCGUUCCUGUCGCAGAGGAUCCUCUCAGCGUCUGCCUUGCCCCUGCGCCCGCGCUCGGACAAACCGCCGUGGUACAGCAGCGGCCCCUCCAGCACGGUCUCCAGCGCCGGCCCCUCCUCCCCGGCCUCCGUGGAGAACUACGCGCGCUUCAGCUUCACCGAGAAGCCGUCCAUCAGCCCCCAGAGGAGCGAGGAGCGGCUGAGCGGCCAGGCCCCUGCACUGAGCGAGGGGGAGGCCUUGGGGCUGGGCCAGAGCGAGGGAGAAGGGGAGCCCCCCGAGCCCCAGGUAGAGGUGGGGGAGCCUGGGCUGGGGGGUGAGGUUGGGGGGCCUGAGGCAGGGCUCGCCGGGGAGCUGGUGGAGCCUGGCGAAGAGCAGGCCUCCGAGCUGGCCCCAGAGCAGGCGGAGGAGGGGGUAGUGGCGUGGGGGGAGGCUGAGCCCGCCGGGGAGGUGCUGGAGCUGGCCGAAGCAGGGCAGCCAGCGCCGGAGGAGACGCUGGCAUCACACGACGAGGAGUCAGAAGGGGACGGCACUGGGCCUGGCCCCCUGGCUGAGGACACGGCGUCACAGCCCCCUCCUCAGGAUGUGCACAACUAGCCGCUUCCUCCGGGCCAGCGGGGUGCAUGAACCGCAGUCAGCGCCGCACACAGCCGGUCGCCACGUCUCUCCUGCCGCGGGCCCAGCCCCAGCACCAGCACCCUGAGCCCGGCCCACGCAUCACGCACGGCACAAGGAUGCUGGAGUCUGCUCCUCGCUGGCUGACCAGGACUGCCCCGGCCCCUGGCUGGGAAACAGCCCCAGGCCUGGCAGAGGGUCGGCGGGGAGCGGGCCACACUGGUGCUGGGCAGUACUGUGGCCCCUGGCACAGCUGCAUCCUGGAGCAGCAGAGGUGGGGGCAGGGGGCUGCAGCUGCUGGGUGGAGAGGAUGAAGGCAGGAGCUGGCUUAGCCCUGGCUCCAGGCAGAGGGGCUGGGCUGCGGCAGGCAGGCACCGGUGUCUUGACAGCCACGAGCUGCAGCCAAGCAUGUAGAGCCAGUCUUCAUGCCGGCUGCCACAGCAGGCCCAGGGAGGCAGCUGCCAGCACUGGCAGUGGGGUCCAGGCUCCCAGCUCUGCGGGGCUGUGUGGGUGCGUAGUGGCUGGCCUGGCUGCACUGCGCACAUGGGCCGGAGCAGUGGGGCGAGCGGGAGCAGAGCCAGCUGGUGAUGGCCUGUUGUAGGACUUUGCUGCUGCUGCUGCUGCUGCUGCUCCUCUUUGCUGCUGGGGAAGAGCCGGCAGAGCACAGGCUGGGCUCAGGGCAGCACCUGUGGCUGACCUGGGCUGGGCUGCAAGGGGCGCAGGGAAUACGGGUCCGCCCCGUGUCAGGAUGGGCCAGCGCUCACACUCAGACCAUCUGGGUGUCGGGAGCUGAGGCUGCUGUUGAACAAAUCAGGGUUUGUUAGUGAGAAACCAAUGAGGAGAAAUCUAUUGUACAUAGAGCAGAAGUCUAUUAAUAUAUAUUUAUGUGUACGUGGGGCACUGCAGGGAGGCCGGGGCUGCGGUGGGGCCUCUCCAGCCACCAGCUCCAGCGCCCGCCCGUGCACCCCUGUGUCUGGUGCUGGUGGGUCUCUGUCUGUAGGACUCGUGCUGUCUGGUGAAGCUGUACCCAAAGAUCUCUGUGCUGUGUUGCUGUGAGUGUGUGUUCACAGUAAACAUCUUUGCUGUG